AUGGUCGUCGUCGUCGCCGCGUCCGUGGCUGCGCUGGGCCUUGGCCUGGCCGUCGCCGCGAACGACGAGGGUUCGUGGAUCGAUCCCGAGACGCCGGACGCUGCCAAGGUCAUCCGCGUGCCUGCGGCCGGCGUCAAUUUCUUCGAGUCGCCGACGACCAACGAGUACCGGCUCGUGUUCUCGGACGAGUUCAACACGGAUAGCCGGCCGUUCGAGUCGGGCUUUGACCACAAGUGGACUGCGCUCGAGCACAUUGACACGACCAACAUGGGCCAGCACUACUUUUCGCCCAAGGCCGUCCAGACCGACGGCGGCAACUUGAUCAUUACGACGUCCAAGCCGAAAACGCCCUUCCACGACGCGCACUAUGUGAGCGGGAGCGUCCAGACCUGGAACAAGUUUUGCUUUACGGGCGGGUACGUCGAGAUGAAGGCGAUUCUUCCUGGCAAGUGGGGCAUCCCGGGCACGUGGCCCGCCUUCUGGAUCAUGGGCAACCUCGGCCGCGCCACAUAUCUCGGGUCCCAAGAAGGCAUGUGGCCCUGGACGCUCGACUACUGCGUGCCCAUGGACGACAUGAUUGACAUUCCGCAAAAGAUCAACGCGUGCAACAACCUCACGGACCCGGACGACCCGAGCUCGCUGCCCGAAAAGUAUGGCCUCCACCCGCGCCAAGGCCGCGGCGCGACCGAGAUCGAUGUGUUUGAGAUCCAGAUCAAGAAGAAGGACGACCCGGCGUUCAUGUCGACGUCGCUGCAGCUCAGCCCGGGCUUGACCGACGCGAUGCGCCCCGACUCGGGCAACCUGCCGGGCCCAAACCAAUGGUACUCGAACCUUACGUUUGGCAACUACACCAAGAUCAACAGCGACUACUACGGCGAGCGUGGCCGCGACUCGAUCUCGGCGCUCACGCAGCUCCAAACCGACGCCUUCCUCAAGUACCACACGUACCGGCUCGAGUGGAUGCCGGGCUACGACGGCUACAUUCGGUGGUGGGUCGACAACAACUUUCUCUUUGAGAUCGCGGGCGCUGCGCUCAACAAGUGGGCCGACGGCAUCCCGCCGCGCAUGAUUCCCGUCGAGCCGAGCUACCUCAUUAUCUCGACAGCUGUCUCGGAGAAGUUCUCGCCGCCCUGCGACGGCCAGCUCUGCGACUCGCUCUGGCCCUCCAACUUUACGAUCGACUAUGUGCGCGUCUACCAAGGCCCGCGCAACGAGUACACGUCGCUCGGCUGCAACCCGCCGGCCUACCCGACGCGCGACUGGAUCGCCGCGCACCCGGUCGAGUUUGGCCUGCCGUGGUACACGUCGCUGCCAGCGUCGACGUAUGCGCUGCACGCGGGCGCCGGUCUUCUCAGUCUUCUCGGCGUGUACAUUGGCGUCAUGGGGCAUGUCGCGAGCUGGCUCGCGGCGCCGCUGGCCACGUCGACGCUGAGCGCAUGCCUUUUUUACACGCUCUUCAACGUCGGCUUGCCGUCGCUGCCGUUUGUGCCGAUCACGCUCGCGCUCCUCUGCGGCGCGGUCUUUGGCGGUCUCUCGAGCCUCUUGCGCGUCUCGGCGCUCGCGGGCAGCGCCGUGCUGGUCGCCGUCGUCGCCGUCUUUGCCGCCGUCGAGCUCUCGUCGACGCUGGCGCUGCAGAUCGUGUCGGGCUGCCUCUUCUCGCUGAGUUUGACCGCGCCGCUCUUCCUCGCGUCGACGCUCUUGCUCGAGAUGGUCGCGACGUCGGUGCUUGGCGGCGUCGCUAUCGUCCUCGGCGUCUCGCGGUUUGUGAGCCACGGCGACUUUGCGCUCGGGCUCUGGUACGCGUUUGGCACGCUUCUCUCGGGCGCGCCGCCGCAGCCGCUGUGCACGGUCUACUGCUGGGAGCUCUACGCGACGUGGGGCCUCUUGACCAUGUCGAUGCUGCUGCUGCAGCUGCUCGUGUGGCUCCAGCACCCGACGGCAUUAGUACCUGGACAGGAUGCGGCGAGCAAGGUGCCGUUUGCGAGCACGGACGCGCGCGCGUGGAAGCCGGAGGGAUCUUCGGCGCCGAACCUCUUCGCGCUGCACGCGCUGCCGCCCAAGAUGCAGCCGUUCGCGCCGCUCGGCAAGAUUGCAACGCACGUCGCGCGCACGUUUGGGUUCCAGCCGGCCAACGCGCACAACCAGAUGGAGCAUUUGCUCGUGCUGCUCACGAACGUGUCGCGGGGCAGCCAGAACCCGUACUUGGUGUUGCACAAGUCGGUGUUUGAAAACUACCACCAGUGGUGUCGCAAGCUGCACGUGCCGCCGGCGGUCGGCGGUACCAGCGUCGAAGACAUGGUGACGGACCUCUGUCUCUUCUUCUUCAUUUGGGGCGAAGCGAGCAACUGCCGGCACGCGCCCGAGUUUCUGAGCUUUCUCUUCCACCAGAUGAAGACCGAGUAUGCGACGGCGCGCGGGUACCGGGACCCGGGCUACUUUCUGGACGCGGUCAUUACGCCCAUCUACACGCUGCUCAAGACCGAGAUGGUCGCCAACCAGCGCGACCACGACGACCGGCGCAACUACGACGACUUUAACGAAUUCUUUUGGACGCCGGCGUGCCUCCAGUACGACUACAAGAGCCCCGAGUACCACAAUAGCGACAGCUUUGCGGGCCCGCCAAUCGCGACGGCAUGGAGCAGCGCGACCAAGACGUACUACGAGAAGCGGCACUGGCUCACGGCGAUCCGCGCGUUCAAGCGCGUGUUUGAGUUUCACAUUGUGUCGUUCCAUCUGCUCGUCGCGAUCGCGUUCACGCAGCACGCGUCGAUGCGCGCGUCGAUGACGCUGCAUGUGGUCGCGAGCGUGCUCUUGUCGCCGAUCUUUCUCGGGGUCUUUUGGGCCAGCCUCGACGUGGCCGUCAUGUACCACCCGAGCGUGCCACUGCUGCAUGUGCUGCGCCUCGUGGUGCGGCUCGUGCUGCGGCUCGCGGCCGCGACGCUCUGCGGGCUUUUGUACUGGUAUGCGUGGAACACGCCGACGUAUUGGCGCAUCUUUUACAUGGUCACGGGCGUUGUGCACAUCCCGACGGUGCUGAAUGCGCUGCUGCAAGUCGCGCCGGGAACGACCACGUGGCUGCGCCAGAGCACGUGGCCGCUGCUGGUCGUGCUUCGGGACACGCUCUCGCCGCUCAACAAGCUCUACGUCGGCGACAACGUCCUCGACACGGCGAGCGACUCGGUGCAGUACCAGUGCUUUUGGGUCUCGCUCAUUGGCUGGAAGCUCCUGUUUUCGUACAAGUUUGAGAUCGUGCCGCUGGUGACGCCGACCUUGCUGCUCUUUGCCGACCACACCGAGAACGACGUGAGCUUGCUCUUGACGUCCGGGCUCAUGCUGCUCCAGUGGCUGCCGUUUUUUAUGAUUUUCUGCAUCGACAUGACGAUCUGGAACUCGAUCUGGGUCGCGUUCGUUGGCACGUUCGUCGGCUUUUCGCUUAAGAUUGGCGAAGUGCGCACGUUUGACCGCGCGCGCCACGCGUUCUUCCGGGCCGCCGACGCGUUUAAUUUGAAGCUCGUCUCGAAAGAGAGCAAGACGGGCGGCGAGCUCGCCGCGCACAGCCAGACGCCGUUGUCGGGCUAUGGCACGCUGCACCAAGAAGUCUUGUCGCUCGACGAGGGGCUCGUGCCCGGCGCGCGGACCAAGUCGUCGUCGACGCCGCUUCUGAGUUUUACGCGCCGGACGCCGUCGCGCGCCGAGAAGCACCUCGAGCGCCAUCGCAAGUGGACGUCGUUUGCGACCGCGUGGGACACGAUCGUCGACUCGCUCCGUGCCGACGACUUUCUGAACAACGCCGAGCUCGCGCGCCUCAAGUUCCAGCGCAUCCCGAACUUUGAGCGCAGCGUGUACUUGCCGCUCUUCCAGCUCGCGGGCUGUUUCGAGCAGUUUACGCUGCACGUCGGGACGCAAACCGAUGUGCUCACGAGCGCGAGCAUUGCCGACUUGCUCGAAGACGCGCCGAUGGUCGAGGAAGCGAUUGGCGAAGUGUGGGAGCUCACGAACUGGGUGCUCAACAACGUGCUCGGGCCGUGCCACUCGAACGAUGUGCGCUUCAUCUGCGCGGCCUUUGCCGGAUGGAUCGACCGCGGCCUGUACCACGGCGUGCAGUGGCAAAAGCUCGGGUCCGCCGCGACGGCGCUCGCCGACGUGCUCGGGUUGCUGCAGGCGCAGAUGCCGCACUGGAAGGCGUCGGCCAAGAACAUUCCGUUGCGCAAGCCGCCGAGCGAGUACGCACAGUUCCAACACGGCGCCGCGACCAAGUCGACGGUCAUGCACAAGUCGGCGUCGACGACCGGGCUCGCGUCGAUGGGCUCGUCCGCAGACGUGCCCCGGCGGUCGCGCGGCUCGGGCGUCGCCCGCAUUGCGGCGCUGCAGCAAAUCCCGUCGGCCGCACCGUCCACCAAGUCGCUCGUGACGCCGAUUCCCCAAGUGCACUUGCUCCAACUGCGCGAGAAGGUCCGGACGUUCCUCAACACGAUCAAGGCGAUGCUCGCGGUCGUCGACGAAGCCGACGUGCUCGUGCCCGAGUCGAAAGCCAUGAGCGACCGCCUCACGUGGGUGCUCACGCAAGAACGGGGCUUCAUGUGGGACGACGAGUACAGCAGCGAGCAGCUGACGCUCUUGGUGUUUGAUCCGCACGCGCUUACAGCGGUCGCGCACCUGCGCGGGCUCCUCACGCUCCAAAAGGCCGAAGCCGAGCCGAGGUCGUUUGACGCGCGGCGCCGGCUCCUCUUUUUUGUCAACUCGCUCUUUAUGGACAUGCCGUCGGCGCCGCCGAUCGACGAGAUGCAGUCGUACUCUGUCAUGACGCCGUUUUACGCCGAAGACGUGCUCUACUCCAAGGCCGACCUCGAGUCGAAGCGCGACGGUCUCGACGUGCACACGCUCUUGUACCUCCAGACGCUCUACAAGCACGAUUGGGAGAACUUUCUCGAGCGCGUGCAGCCCAAGAAGAAUCUAUGGAAGGACGCGCACACGGCGCAGGAGCUCCGGCUGUGGGCGUCGCUGCGCGGCCAGACGUUGGCGCGGACGGUCCAGGGCAUGAUGUACGGCGAGGCUGCAAUCCGGCUCCUCGGCGACCUUGAGCAAGUGCCGUUGGCGGCGAUCGAGGACAUUGUCAAGACCAAGUUUACGUACGUGGUUGCGUGCCAAGUGUACGGUCGCCAGAAGCGCAACAACGACCCGAAGGCCAAGGACAUCGAGUACUUGCUGCACCGGUUCCCGAAUCUGCGCGUGGCGUACAUUGACGAAGUCCGCGUCAACUACCAGAAGGACCUCUCGUACUUUUCGGUGCUCGUCAAGGGCACCGAGACACUGCACGAGACGAUCGAGUGCUACCGCAUUCGCUUGCCGGGCAACCCGAUCAUUGGCGAAGGCAAGCCCGAGAACCAGAACCACGCGAUCAUCUUUACGCGCGGCGAGCAUGUCCAGACGAUCGACAUGAACCAAGACGGGUACGUCGAAGAGGCGCUCAAGAUGCGCAACGUGUUGCAGACGUUUACGAAUGGUCCGCGCCCCGUCACGAUCGUGGGCCUGCCCGAGCACAUCUUUACGGGCAGCAUUAGCUCGCUCGCCAACUACAUGGCGCUCCAGGAGACGUCGUUCGUCACGCUCGGCCAGCGCACCCUCACGCGGCCGCUCCGAGUGCGCAUGCACUAUGGCCAUCCCGACAUCUUCAACAAGCUCUUCUUUAUGACGCGCGGUGGUAUCUCCAAGGCCAGCCGCGGCAUCAACUUGUCGGAAGAUAUCUUUGCCGGCUACAACAACUGUCUCCGCGGUGGCACCGUCGCGUUCCCAGAGUACAUCAAGUGCGGGAAAGGCCGCGAUGUCGGCAUGCAGCAGAUCUACAAGUUUGAAGCCAAGCUCGCGCAAGGCGCGGCCGAGCAGUCACUCUCCCGCGACGUGUACCGGCUCGCGCACCGACUCGACUUUUUCAAAUUGCUCUCGUUCUACUACAACCACGUCGGGUUUUACCUCUCGAUGUCGUUCAUCAUCUGGACCGUCUUUGUGCUCACGUACAUUCAACUGCUCCGGUCGCUCCUCGGCCUCGAAGGCAUCGGCGGCCGCGAAGCCGUCAUCCUCUCGCAGCUCCAGGUCAUGCUCGGUCUCGUCGCGUUCCUCACGACUGCGCCGAUGCUGGCGACGAUCAGCGUCGAGCGCGGGUUCAAGGCCGCGCUCACCGAAGUCGCGAUGGUCGUCGUCACGGGCGGGCCGCUCUAUUUUCUCUUCCACAUUGGCACCAAGUGGUUUUACUAUGGCCAGACGCUGCUGGCGGGCGGCGCCAAGUACCGCGCGACGGGCCGCGGGUUUGUGACCAAGCACUCGCACUUUGACGACCUCUUUCGCUUCUACGCGAGCUCGCAUCUGUACGCAGGCACGGAGAUUGCGGCCGCGCUGAGCUUGUACUAUGCGUACACGGCCACGACGCAGUACGUUGCGCUCACGUGGUCGCUCUGGCUCGUCGUGUUUUCGUGGACGUGCUCGCCGUUCUGGUUCAACCCGCUCGCGUUCGAGUGGUCGGACGUGCUCGAAGACGCGCGGGUGUGGGUGCGCUGGCUCCGCGGCGAGGGCGGCCACGGCAACCAGAGCUGGCUCGCGUGGUUCAAGGAUGAAAACAUGUACUUUCUGCACCUCCGGCCGUGGGCCAAGGCGUGCGUCUUUGCCAAGUCGCUCGUGUAUCUCGUCGUCGGGCUCGCACUCCUCACGGCCGACGACGCGUACCAUUCGUUCGCGGCCGAAGCGUCGUGGCUGCCGCUCACCGUGCUCCUCGGCCUCGUCGGGCUGAACCUGAUGGUGUUUUCGGCGUUUCUGGACGCGCCGUUCGCCGAGUCGGGCGGCAUCCGCUUCCUCAAGCUCGUCGUCGUCCUCGUCAACGUGGCCGCGGUCCUGUACGCGACGACGUCGGUCGACGGCAUGGUCGCGUGCGCGGUCGCUGUCUACUACCUCGCGGCCGCCGUCGGUUCGUGGACACUGCUCUUUUCGGGCUCGGACAAUAAGCUCGCGAUCACACUCUACUUUGCCCAUGAUGUGAUCCUCGGCGGUGUCUGCCUCGGCGUCAUUACCUUCCUCUCGGCCAUCUACGUGCCCGGAAAGAUCCAAACGUGGCUCCUCUACAACAACGCGCUGAGCCGCGGCGUUGUCAUUGAAGAUAUUUUACGCGCCAACUCGCAGCUCCACGACCAAGAAGACGACUUGACGUUUGUGCACAUGAAGAAGAUCAUCCUCGAGCAGCAGCGCGUCAUCGCGGCGCUCACCAACGGCAGCGACAGCGACGAGAUCAAGGGGAGCCUCGGGCGCGCGCACGUGAGCGACACGGACCUCUCGGAGCUCAAGGACGCGAGCUGGAAGCUCACGAGCAUGGUCGACGAAGCGCCCAAAAGCACCGAAGUGGACGUCCCGUUCCACCGCGUGCGCCGCGCCAACUCGAGCGACACGAUGGGCGCGAUGCUGCGCGGCAAGCCGCCCAUGGGCGCGCUCCCCAAGCCGCCGCCGUCGGGCCCGUCGACCUAG
Saprolegnia parasitica CBS 223.65 is the source of this 7506-nucleotide messenger RNA. RefSeq lists its product as hypothetical. Gene Ontology annotation, molecular function: 1,3-beta-D-glucan synthase activity; hydrolase activity, hydrolyzing O-glycosyl compounds. NCBI's taxonomy places the organism in Eukaryota, Oomycota, Saprolegniomycetes, Saprolegniales, Saprolegniaceae. The record is from RefSeq and is a predicted model, not a curated record. Gene Ontology annotation, cellular component: 1,3-beta-D-glucan synthase complex; plasma membrane. Gene Ontology annotation, biological process: (1->3)-beta-D-glucan biosynthetic process. The transcript has a single exon. Bases 1 to 7506 code for a protein of 2501 amino acids.